Messenger RNA from Penicillium diatomitis, 354 nucleotides. RefSeq lists its product as uncharacterized. Bases 1 to 354 code for a protein of 117 amino acids. The record is from RefSeq and is a predicted model, not a curated record. NCBI's taxonomy places the organism in Eukaryota, Fungi, Ascomycota, Eurotiomycetes, Eurotiales, Aspergillaceae. The transcript is spliced from 3 exons. Gene Ontology annotation, molecular function: oxidoreductase activity, acting on paired donors, with incorporation or reduction of molecular oxygen; monooxygenase activity; iron ion binding.
AUGCCCCGGCCGGGGGAGCAAGAAUGGGUUCACUGGGCGAAACACAAAGAGCUCUACGGCCCCAUCAGCUCGGUCACUGUUCUUGAACAAACAAUUGUUCUCAUCAAUGAUCCAAAGACUGCGACAGAACUGUUGAACAAACGAUCUUCAAUCUAUUCAUCCAGGCCAAGGAUGGUAUUCGCAAACGAUCUUGGGACUGGAUCUUGGAAAGUAGCCUUGCAAGGCCUGACUGGGACCCUUCAUUCAGGCCCGAAGCUGCAAUUUCUCAGCUCAAUUCGUACCAAGAAAAAGAAGUUCUCCGCUUCCUACUCUGAAUGCUUCAAAAGCCGGAAGAGUUCUCUGAUCACUGCCUAA